GUUGCCUUGUGUGCUGUAGCAAUCAACAGGACUGCAAAGGAGGCGUGGAGGAGAACCCAGCAGUCUUCUGCAACCAUCACAGGCAGCAGAACCACAUGCUCCAUGAAGGAGAAGCGUCAUGGGAGGAGGAGGAGCUGCUGGAGGAGGUGAGCAGGGGGCUGAUCGACCGGGAGGAGCAGCUCUUUAGUCGAGGUUUGUCCAGUGAGGACGAGGAACAGCUUCAGAAGGACUUUAACUCUCUGAAAAAGCAGCUAUGUUUGGUUGUGGAGAACAUCUUCACCUCCUCCUCCUCACGACAGCUGGACACUCUUCGGAGUGCAGUGGUCUCCAUCCAGCAGCAGGAGGCGCAGGACCAGCGCUGGGCAGGUCGGCCCGAUGACAGGCGGCCAACAUGGCGUCCUCUAAAGUGUGUGAGCUCCCACAAUGCUCUGCUGCAGAGUAUAGUUGAGUCCAGACUGAGGGAGGCAGCAGAGGACGAGUCCAGUGGAGGUGGUGAACUGUCCUCAGCUGUGAAAAGACAGGUGUAUCGUAUGGGGAGACGUGUGGAGGACGAUCUGCUGCUGGUGGUGAGGACAGUGCAGGACUGUUACCCUUCUGAAAUGGACAUCCUGAACAUCUGUGCUCGACUCUACCAUCAGUGGUUUUCUGCUCAGCUGAUGGAGAUCGUUGCUUCUGGACUUAAUGUGGACGACUGCAGCUACGUGCUCUUCAUGGUCAACCAUCACUAUCCAGAUUCUUUAUUAAAACACACUGAGCUGCAUGGAAAGAUGAACAGCAGCUGUGUGAGUUCUCUGCUGCUGCAGGACCAUCUGCAGCAGCUGGAGGACCAGUACCUGUCCUACAAAGAGGACAAAGUGAAGAUUUGGCUGAACAAGAUUUUAAAGACAGAAGAAGAGAGUUGGCUGAAAAACAAAGAACCAGAAAUCAUUGACUCGUACUUCUACAGUCCCCUGGCUGUGGACGCCAUACAGGUGAUUGACAGCUUUCUCACAGAGUUUGGUUGCGUGAUCCGAGACCAAAGCAAGACUCAGAGGAUCACAGCUCACCUGGAGAGUUUCCUCAGCAGUUAUGAGAAGAGUUUUGAGGCAUUUGUGCGCGGUGACCAUGGUAACCAUGGUAACGUGGCCUCUGUGGUCAAAGCUCAGCUGGUCUGUGAGCAGCAGCUCAGGGAUUACAUCACUGAGUCAACAGUGUGUGUAUGCGAGCAGCAAAGACGUCGCUGUCUGAACUCUCUGACUGCCCUGAGGGAUUAUGGGUACAGGUAUUUCACCUGUCCACUUCACGUCCACCUGAAGGUAUGUUACAGUAAGCUGUGGACACCUGUCUGGUUGGACGGGUCACUUGUUGUGGACUCUCUGCUGGACACUCUGAGUGACCAGCUGAUGGCGCUGACAGACCUAAAACCAGCGUGUAGAAAGUCCCUGCUGAGUGUCCUCCAUCAGGAUGUUGUCCUUCGGUACCUGAAAAGGGUGAUGAAGAUCACGAAGAAGAGCAGAGAGCAGCAGGUGGGUGGAGCCCAGCAGAUGAACGAGGACGCUCAAAAGAUCAACAAUUUCUUCGAAGAGAUGGGCUGUAGUGAAUCUUUAUGGCUCUGUGACGCCCUCUGCUGUGUUGCUGAAGUUCUGCGUCUGCAGGAUCCACACUCUGUUCACCUGGAGGUUAUCGCUUUGGCCCGAAAGUUCCCCGACCUCAGUGACGACCAUGUGUCAGCGCUGCUGUCGGUGAAAAACGGCCUAUCAGCUGGCAACAUCCGCUCUAUCCGCCGUUCCGUCAAGGAGAACCGCCCACCCACCAAUCACAGCCCUCCAUUUUUCUCUAGGAUCCAUCUGAAACAGAUCGAUAAGUUCAAACAUCAUGCUCGCAUGUUCGCCCGUUAGCCUGUUAGCAUGUCAACAUCUCAGUGAAGAGCAUGUGGAUUAUAAUUGUAUCAUUGUGAAUUAAAACAAAUACUUUGUG
This is a messenger RNA of Solea senegalensis (Senegalese sole), 1956 nucleotides long. RefSeq names its product tumor necrosis factor, alpha-induced protein 2a (gene tnfaip2a). The transcript is spliced from 13 exons. The record is from RefSeq and is a predicted model, not a curated record. Gene Ontology annotation, molecular function: SNARE binding. NCBI's taxonomy places the organism in Eukaryota, Metazoa, Chordata, Actinopteri, Pleuronectiformes, Soleidae. Gene Ontology annotation, biological process: exocytosis; exocyst localization. The coding region runs from base 96 to 1877 and encodes 593 amino acids. Gene Ontology annotation, cellular component: exocyst.